CGGGGCCGCUCGCGGCGUCGCGGCCGGCGCGGAGCGUUUGGGGCUGGGAAACGGCAGCCUGUGGCGGAAAGGGCCGGGCAACUGCGUUUGGGGAGCAGGAGGUUCGUCUGCCGUAGUGGACGGGUCACGUUGCCAAAUGGAUGCCAGAGACAAGCAGCUUUUGCGCUCCCUGCGCCUGGAGCUCUGCACGGAAGUACUGGUGGAUGGACUGGUUAUUCAGUAUCUCUAUCAAGAAGGCAUCCUCACUGACAGUCAUGUUCAAGAAAUAAAAUCCCAAACCACCAGUCAAAGGAAAACCAUGAUGCUCCUUGAUAUUCUUCCUACUAGAGGACCCAAGGCUUUUGAUGCAUUCCUGGAUUCCUUACAGGAGUUUCCAUGGGUUAAGGACAAGUUGACGGUGAAGCGUAAGGAAAUGACAGUACAAGAUCCUGCAGAUGCAACCGAAAUUGCCCCAUGUAUUUUGAAGAGUUCACCAACAGAUCAACAGAUGAACAAGCUUGCAAGGAGAUUGGGACCCGAAUGGGAGCAUAUUGUUCUGUGCUUGGGUUUGUCCCAUACUGACAUCUAUCGAUGUAAAGUCAAUCACCCUCACAACAUUCAGUCACAGAUAGUAGCUGCACUUGUACUGUGGAGACAGCGUUUUGGGAAAAAUGCAACGAUCCAAAGUCUGCAAGCCAGUCUGAUGGCAGAAGAAGUGGAUCCUUCUGUGAUGCAGUACCUGCUUGACUAAAGCCUUGCCAUUCAUUGGGAGCUUUCGAGCACUUUGCUAAAUUACAUACAUCACUGAGACGAGUUGAAGAGUGCAUCAAACUGGCAAAACUGGGGUUGAGAACUUUGAUUUUAUUAAGUUUCUACAUUUCAGUUUUCUGUGGCACCUUGUGACUUGUAAUUUUUUUCAUGCCAGGUUUCUUUUUAGCAGGCAUUAAAAAAUGGAUCACUCUUUCCUCUUUCUUUGCUCUUGUACUAUUCCAGUGGGGAUAUAGGGAGACGCUUAAAGUCCUUGCACACAGGAGGCUCUGCAGUGAGUUCAGCAAGGUUUCCCAUUUCACUGUGGAAGCAACACUUGAUUUAACCUGUUUUCUGCACUAUGGACUAAAUGCCUUUUUUACUGCUGUUCUGUGCUAAUUCCCUGAUAUCCCAGUAAGAAAUGAGAAUAAUCAUUGUUACUAAUGCAAUGAUUAUACAGCAGUUACUGCUGUUGCAGGUGACCUGUGUCACAUUUGUCAGAGUCUUAGCACAUAUCAUUUCUUGUCACCUUACUCUACCUUUCAAACUGGCCCUAAGAGGGAGUAACAGGAACCUGGUGUGCCCGUGAGGUCUUUUCCCAUUAUAGUUUAAUAGGUGUAGGUUUCUCCAAGGAGUCAGACACUGUGUAAGUGUGGGUGGGGAAUUCUCUGGGAAGAUACGCAGCAGGAAAGUGACCAGAGGAUAGGCAGAGAAGGUGCCUAAGAAAUGAGAUGACUUCUAAGUUUCCCAUCUUUGUCUCAGCUAGUAAACUGGAAGAUAAACUGAUGUCUGCUGAGUCUUUGUACUGUAGCAUGUGUGCAAAGGCAACAGAAGCAACCAGCUGCUCUUAGAGACCUGAUGGCAAAAGGCUAAAUACAUGUUAAUUCUUUAUGGGCACUUUACCGUACUGUAAAUGAGGAACAAUGUUUGAGUGCAGGGUUUCCAGGUCUAUUUAUGAGCAAGUUCUGGUAGACCAUUUCAUCUAUACAGAGUCAUUGCCAAAUAACUUCCCAUCCUACAGGAUCUGCUCCAUAUAAUUUAACAGCUUAACAGGCUUGUCAGAAAUCUUUACUAGAGAAAAAAUGAGCUUUAUUGCCUUUUUUUCUUUUUUAAUUCUUCCUCUACUCUGAUUUUUGAAGCCAUUUCCCAAAGAUGGGAAAGUAGGAAAAACAAAGACAUUUUCAGGAGACGUUGUCUGCCUUGCUUUUCAGAAGCAUGAAGAGAGAAAACGUCCUGGCAAUUGCUGCAGGUCAGGAAGUGAUCUGGUAGUAGUCUUCUGUGUACAGUUUUCACCUUCAGUAAAUCAUGAUCCUGUUAUACCUCAUUCAGAUCUUAAUUAAUCAUAUCCUAUUACAGCUAUUUACAGAGUCUAAGUCUAUCAACAAGUCCCAAAUAAACAGUUUAAAUCAAUUUAGGCCGUGUUACUUAUUUUACUAGUUUAUGAUGCUUUCAUGCCAGCAUAUACUUUUUGUUGAAAAACUCCUAGAGGUAAUACAGAGACAUUUGGCAAAUUCAUGUAGACAACGGUGCAGAGAAAGGAGUGUGAGGACUCUGAACCUGUUUUGCCAUGAGAUGAGCACCGGUGUGACAUGCAUGUUAGGGAAGAGGGGCAGAGCGGCGUCCCUGGCAGCAGCUUGGAGGGAGAUGUGGAGCGGGACAAAAUACUGAAAGCAGGGCUUACAGGAGGAAUGCAGCUCCCAGUCACAUAAAUUCAAGGACCUUAUCUUGUUCUGAGCCGGCAUGGGCCAAGUCUGAACACAGACUGGCUGCAUGGGGAGACAUCCCCAGUUAGCACAGCCCAAAUGCGGCAGUACAACCAGUCUGCAGUGAAGCAGUAGGAUGGGUGGUGAACUCACAGGGCCCUGCUACUUUCUUCUCCACAUGGACUUUGGGUUUUACAUUCUUCUUUCAUAAGGCCAAUGUCAGAUUACACAUAACUAUAUUUAGAGCAUUUUAAAGAAAAAAGCUUGGAACAGGUACGAAGUCUCAUGCCAAAGAAGCCUUCCUAACCAGUCAGGUAUCCUGACAAAGCACCUAAUUCAUAAUUUAUAGCUGCUUUCACGUUCCCAGGCCCAAAGUUAAUGCUGUAAUACUUGAGCUGCAAAUAGUGAAGGGAGAGGUUUACUUGUUUUAUGAGACUGUUUCCAUUGCUGUUAUUUUUAAAUUCAUGGAAAUGUUUCUAUUAGACUCUUCAGUUUUAUUAAGGCUUGUUUUUGCACCACACAAAUACAGGGACACAUUAAACUUGACAGUAGUAUUCCUUUAACCCAGUGGAUUUUUCCAUCUACUUAAAAAUAUUUUUCUUCUGUAUGUAAUGCUUUAUUUUACACAAGGAUGUA
Messenger RNA from Phasianus colchicus (ring-necked pheasant), 3065 nucleotides. RefSeq names its product CARD and death domain containing adaptor protein (gene CRADD). Gene Ontology annotation, cellular component: cytoplasm. Gene Ontology annotation, molecular function: protease binding; death domain binding. NCBI's taxonomy places the organism in Eukaryota, Metazoa, Chordata, Aves, Galliformes, Phasianidae. The record is from RefSeq and is a predicted model, not a curated record. Gene Ontology annotation, biological process: positive regulation of apoptotic signaling pathway; cellular response to mechanical stimulus.